This is a messenger RNA of Scheffersomyces stipitis CBS 6054, 528 nucleotides long. RefSeq lists its product as uncharacterized. The transcript has a single exon. Gene Ontology annotation, molecular function: myosin heavy chain binding; cytoskeletal motor regulator activity. Gene Ontology annotation, cellular component: cytoplasm; myosin II complex. The coding region runs from base 1 to 528 and encodes 175 amino acids. Gene Ontology annotation, biological process: actomyosin structure organization; mitotic cytokinesis. Lineage: Eukaryota; Fungi; Ascomycota; Pichiomycetes; Serinales; Debaryomycetaceae. The record is from RefSeq and is a predicted model, not a curated record.
AUGCUGGCGUUGAACACUCUUACUGGUGGGCAGAAAGCUCAGUUGCGGAACGCUUUCACUCUCAUAGACGGCGAAUCGCGCGACUCUCUCAUCACCAAGUUGGAUCUAGUCAAGUUGUAUACGACUUUGGGACUCAAGAUUCCCACAGAUGAGGAGUUAGCUUCUAUGCUAUCGCUUGCUAGUGACAAUUCAGAACAAGGAAAAGAGCCUGGGUUGAAUUUCACCCAGUUUCUGAACAUAAUGGCCAAGGAGCUUCUGAAGUUGGAAGAUAGAACAACCAUAUAUAAAGCAUUGAAGGUAUUUGAGAAUGAAAAGGCAGUGGGAGACAAUCGCUACGAUGAUAUUGAGAUCGAGCUCGAGAAGAUUAAAGACGCCUGUUGUACUGUGCAACUAGGCGAGAUCGGAUCCGGAGACCACAGAUUGUCACGUUCUAAAUUCGACGAGAUGGUCGCUGGAUUUGUCAAGGGACAAAUGGACGGAAGGCAGAUCUUCCAGGCUUCCAAAUGGAUAGAAGCUUACAUUGACUAA